Molecule: messenger RNA, 788 nt
Organism: Heterotrigona itama
Lineage: Eukaryota; Metazoa; Arthropoda; Insecta; Hymenoptera; Apidae
Source: the annotation of a GenBank genome assembly
ACAACGCGAGGAUCGAAAGAUUCUUAUUCGGCUGCAAGAAUAGCAUAGAGCGGUGCAAGAUGAUCCUAGAGAGAUAUUUCAGCGUGCGUACAGCGAUCCCGGAAUUCUUCGCGGUCCGAGACCCCCUGGCACGUGAAAUUCAAGAGUGCUGCGAUACGAUCCAUUAUUUCGUUCUGCCAUCGCUAACUGACGAGGGACAUCGCGUGACCAUUCUGCGGCUAAGAAACACCAGGAUAGAGAAGUUCUCCAUUCAAGCCAUCUCGCGAAGGAUUCUCAUGGUUCUCGAUACUCGUCUUCUGGAAGAACAGUGUUUGUCAAAUAUCAUGCGUGGUGCAUUUCACAAAGUGCAGCCCGACGCAGAGUAUUGUCCGCAAGUCGAUGCUGGCAGUGCAGGACAGCAUGCCAAUGAGAUUGCACAGAGUCCAUUUCCUCCACGCGCCUGCCUUUAUCGAGAGUAUCCUCAAUAUAUUCUACCCUCUGCUAAAGGAUCGGCUGAUUCAGAAGGUAGCUCUUCACGUUUCAAGUUUUGCAUUCACACUGGCGGUGGCGAGGAGCUGCACACGUACAUGGGCAAAGAUAUACUGCCAAACGAGUGGGGUGGGAAAGCUGGCACUUUGGAUGAAUUGAAUGACGCGUGGAAGGAGAAAAUUGAAAGGAACAGAGACUGGUUCUUGCGAGAGGAGAAGCUCAGUCGGACGAACGAGAAUGCCCGACUCCCGGAAGCGAAGACGAAACUUCUGGCGGAGCUGGACGGGCUGCAGGGAUCUUUCAGGCAAUUAAACAUCGAU